This is a messenger RNA of Schistocerca serialis cubense, 970 nucleotides long. Its product is annotated as general transcription factor 3C polypeptide 6-like. Gene Ontology annotation, biological process: transcription by RNA polymerase III. The coding region runs from base 145 to 684 and encodes 179 amino acids. NCBI's taxonomy places the organism in Eukaryota, Metazoa, Arthropoda, Insecta, Orthoptera, Acrididae. Gene Ontology annotation, cellular component: transcription factor TFIIIC complex. The transcript has a single exon. The record is from RefSeq and is a predicted model, not a curated record.
CCAGCGGGCAGCCAUGUUGCCCGACUUGGCUCACAGCUGUCGUCGCGUGCUGCAUGCCACGAGUUAGCAAGAACGUUGUGGUAGUGCAAACAGCAUCCGUUGACAACGUCGAAAAAUCCGCUUAGUGAUUUCUAGCAGAGUGCUAUGGAUGUCGAUGCUCACGAUGUAGAGAGUAGCGAGCAGGAUGACGAGUACGAAGAGGAAGAGAUUUUAGUGGAACUGAAGUUCGAAGGUGGCAACUUGCACGAACCUUUACUGAACCAAAAAGGCGUGCAUUUCAAGCUUAUAGGCGCCACUACAGCGAAGCCAGUAUUGCAGCUUGGCGAGCAGAUUUUCGCUGGUCAAUAUGUCGACGCCAUGGGGACUACUAUAAUCUUCGAGGAGGACGAGUCGAUGCCAUACUACGACCCCGUGUUUUCCACGAACCCAGAGAGUCCGCUGAGGUACUACGCGAGUACUCGCAAAUGCCUCGUUAUGUCACGGAUCUUCAUCAAGGAGAAGAAGGAAGGGGAAGAGGCACAGGGCGGUGAAGAGGAGGAAGACGAAAAGGAUGGGCAGUACGAACAGCCUAAAGCAGAGCCUUCGUCAGCUGGAGGCGAGAAAGGACUAGGAGAAGAGGGAGAAAGAGGCGUCCAAGGUGACGUCGCGGACGACGCCGAUUGGGAGACAGAAGAAGAAAAGUAACGUCUCAGUUACGUCAGCAUCUCGUGAAAGAUUCGCUACACAACUUUGCAUGUGAAUACGCAAGACAUUUAUCGUUUAACAAUGAUUUCAUUGUAUUUCGACUUAAUAAUCAAUGCUUUGUACCGAGGACUGAACAAAUACUGUAAUAAAAACAUUUUAUUGUGAUGUAAUUACCAUGCUUUGUACGAAGGAUAGAAUAUAUGAUACUGUAAUAAAACAUUUAUUUUUAUGUAUCUGCAAACAUAUGAAAUAAUAAUGACCUUUCCACUUUGUAAAUCACGCAAAA